GGGAUGUUUCGCUUGUCGGCGGCGUUGCAGCUGCUGCUGCUAGCGGCAACCGGGGCCCAGAAUAACCACGGUCAGGUCCAGGUUCCGGGGGCCAACAUUGGACCUUUGCUAGGGCAAGCUGAAGGCGGCAGCCCGGCGGGGCAGCAGCUGCUUCAGUUAUCGCAGCAGCAGAAGCAGCCGCCUCAGCAGCAGCAGCAGCAGCAGCCUGCUUUCCCGGCGGGCGGGCCCCCAGCCCGGCGGGGCGGAGCGGGGCCCGGUGGGACUGGCGGAGGCUGGAAGCUGGCGGAGGAAGAGUCCUGCAGGGAAGACGUGACCCGUGUGUGCCCCAAGCACACCUGGAGCAACAACCUGGCGGUGCUCGAGUGCUUGCAGGACGUAAGGGAGCCCGAGAAUGAAAUUUCUUCAGACUGCAAUCAUUUGUUGUGGAAUUACAAGCUGAACCUGACUACUGAUCCCAAAUUUGAAUCUGUGGCCAGAGAGGUUUGCAAGUCAACUAUAUCAGAGAUUAAAGAAUGUGCUGAAGAACCAGUUGGUAAAGGUUACAUGGUUUCUUGCUUGGUGGAUCACCGAGGCAACAUAACUGAAUAUCAGUGUCACCAAUACAUUACCAAAAUGACAGCUAUCAUCUUCAGUGAUUACCGAUUGAUUUGUGGCUUCAUGGAUGACUGCAAAAAUGACAUCAACCUUUUGAAAUGUGGAAGUAUUCGCCUUGGUGAAAAGGAUGCACAUUCACAAGGUGAGGUGGUGUCCUGUUUGGAAAAAGGCCUGGUGAAAGAAGCAGAAGAAAAAGAGCCCAAGAUUCAAGUUUCUGAACUCUGCAAGAAAGCUAUUCUCCGUGUGGCUGAGCUGUCCUCAGAUGACUUUCAUUUAGACCGGCAUUUGUAUUUUGCUUGCCGAGAUGAUCGGGAGCGCUUUUGUGAAAAUACACAAGCUGGUGAAGGAAGAGUAUAUAAAUGCCUUUUUAACCAUAAAUUUGAAGAAUCCAUGAGUGAAAAGUGUAGAGAAGCAUUAACUACACGCCAAAAGCUCAUUGCCCAGGACUAUAAAGUCAGUUAUUCAUUGGCCAAAUCCUGUAAGAGUGACUUGAAGAAAUACCGAUGUAAUGUGGAAAACCUUCCUCGGUCCCGGGAAGCUAGGCUCUCCUACCUUCUGAUGUGCCUGGAGUCAGCUGUGCACAGAGGGCGACAAGUGAGCAGUGAGUGCCAAGGGGAGAUGUUAGAUUAUCGACGUAUGCUGAUGGAAGAUUUCUCUCUGAGCCCUGAGAUCAUCCUGAGCUGCCGAGGGGAGAUUGAACAUCACUGCUCUGGAUUACAUCGCAAAGGGCGAACCCUCCACUGUCUGAUGAAAGUAAUUCGGGGUGAAAAAGGGAACCUUGGAAUGAACUGCCAGCAGGCGCUUCAGACACUGAUUCAGGAGACUGACCCUGGAGCAGAUUACCGCAUUGAUCGAGCUUUGAAUGAAGCUUGUGAAUCUGUAAUACAGACAGCCUGCAAACACAUACGAUCUGGAGACCCAAUGAUUCUUUCAUGUUUGAUGGAACAUUUAUAUACAGAGAAAAUGGUAGAAGACUGUGAACACCGACUCCUAGAGCUGCAGUAUUUUAUCUCUCGGGAUUGGAAGUUGGACCCUGUUUUAUACCGAAAGUGCCAGGGAGAUGCUUCUCGCCUUUGCCAUACCCAUGGUUGGAAUGAGACCAGUGAACUUAUGCCCCCUGGAGCUGUGUUUUCCUGCUUAUAUAGACAUGCCUACCGUACAGAAGAACAGGGAAGAAGGCUUUCACGAGAAUGCCGAGCUGAAGUACAAAGGAUCCUACACCAGCGUGCCAUGGAUGUUAAGCUGGAUCCUGCCCUCCAGGAUAAGUGCCUGAUAGACCUUGGGAAAUGGUGUAGUGAGAAAACAGAGACUGGGCAGGAGCUUGAGUGCCUCCAGGAUCAUCUUGAUGACUUAGCUGUGGAAUGCAGAGAUAUAGUGGGCAACCUCACCGAGUUAGAGUCUGAGGAUAUCCAAAUAGAAGCUUUGCUGAUGAGAGCCUGUGAGCCUAUAAUUCAGAACUUUUGCCACGAUGUGGCAGACAACCAGAUAGAUUCUGGGGACCUGAUGGAGUGUCUGAUACAGAACAAACACCAGAAGGACAUGAAUGAGAAGUGUGCCAUUGGAGUCACUCAUUUCCAGCUGGUACAGAUGAAGGAUUUUCGAUUCUCUUACAAAUUCAAAAUGGCCUGCAAGGAGGAUGUGUUAAAACUUUGUCCCAACAUAAAGAAGAAGGUUGAUGUAGUGAUCUGCCUGAGCACCACUGUGCGAAACGAUACUCUACAGGAAGCCAAGGAACACCGGGUGUCACUGAAGUGCCGCAAGCAACUCCGUGUGGAGGAGCUAGAGAUGACGGAGGACAUCCGUUUGGAACCAGAUUUGUAUGAAGCCUGCAAGAGUGACAUCAGGGGCUACUGUUCUACAGUGCAAUAUGGAAAUGCUCAGAUUAUUGAAUGUCUGAAAGAAAACAAGAAGCAGCUGAGUACCCGUUGCCACCAGAAAGUAUUUAAGCUUCAGGAGACAGAGAUGAUGGACCCAGAAUUAGAUUAUACACUCAUGCGAGUCUGCAAGCAGAUGAUUAAGAGGUUCUGUCCAGAAGCAGAUUCUAAAACCAUGUUACAAUGUUUGAAGCAAAAUAAAAACAGUGAAUUGAUGGAUCCCAAAUGCAAACAGAUGAUAACCAAGCGCCAAAUCACCCAGAACACAGAUUACCGUUUAAACCCCGUGCUAAGGAAAGCCUGUAAAGCUGACAUUCCUAAAUUCUGUCACGGUAUCCUGACCAAAGCAAAGGAUGAUUCGGAACUAGAAGGCCAAGUCAUCUCCUGCCUCAAGCUGAGAUACGCUGAUCAGCGCCUGUCCUCAGACUGUGAGGACCAGAUCCGCAUCAUCAUCCAGGAGUCUGCUCUGGAUUACCGCCUGGACCCUCAGCUCCAGCUGCACUGUUCAGAUGAGAUUGCCAACCUGUGUGCUGAAGAAGCCGCAGCCCAGGAGCAAACGGGCCAAGUGGAAGAAUGCCUCAAGGUUAACCUGCUCAAGAUCAGAACAGAGCUGUGUAAAAAGGAAGUGUUAAACAUGUUGAAGGAGAGUAAGGCAGACAUUUUUGUGGACCCAGUUCUUCACACAGCGUGUGCCUUGGACAUUAAACACCACUGUGCAGCCAUCACCCCUGGCCGAGGGCGUCAGAUGUCCUGCCUAAUGGAGGCCUUGGAAGAUAAGCGAGUGAGGUUGCAGCCGGAGUGCAAAAAGCGUCUCAAUGACAGAAUUGAAAUGUGGAGUUACGCAGCCAAGGUGGCCCCAGCAGAUGGCUUCUCUGAUCUUGCCAUGCAAGUGAUGACAUCUCCCUCAAAGAACUACAUAUUAUCUGUGAUCAGUGGGAGCAUCUGCAUAUUGUUCCUGAUUGGCCUGAUGUGUGGACGGAUCACUAAGCGUGUGACACGAGAGCUCAAGGACAGGUAGAGCUGCCUGAUCACCAAAGGAACUACCUGCCCAGGGCCCAGUUUGUACAGCCUUCCUGUAUAGUGCACCCUCUCACUUCGUCCUUCUACGAGGUGGCACCAACACCCACAGUAGAGCAGCAUCAGGUGCCCUCUGCAUCUUCCCAUCCAGACUUGGCCACAUCCGCCGUGUCCUCCUCCCAGCUGCCACUGCAGCAUUGGCAGCUGGCUGCUUUGGUGGUAGCCUUUGUUGGCGAAGGGUUUACCUGCCUGUAGACAAUUCUGUCCUACCAAGAGAACUGCCAGUACUUCCAGAACCGACUCACCUGACCUGCAACUCAGAUUUUUUUUU
Messenger RNA from Cricetulus griseus (Chinese hamster), 3816 nucleotides. It is a transcript of the gene Glg1, whose product is annotated as golgi glycoprotein 1. The record is from RefSeq and is marked provisional. Lineage: Eukaryota; Metazoa; Chordata; Mammalia; Rodentia; Cricetidae. Gene Ontology annotation, cellular component: Golgi membrane. Gene Ontology annotation, molecular function: fibroblast growth factor binding.